GACUGGCACCCAACACUCCCCAACAUGGGUCCCGGCGUGGUCUCCCUGCUCCUGGGGCUCAGCCUGUGCCCCCUGCUGCCCGGCGCCGACCCCCCCCCCAACAGGCCAGACAACAGGCCACCGGGGCCACCUGGGCCACCCAGGGAACCAUGGGAACAUGGUGGGUGGGGCCAUCCCAGGAGGAAGCCCGGAGAAUGCCCUGAGGAUGUGGAUCUCCCAAGAUGCCGCGGGGCCAAUAACAACCCAGAGAACAAGCCAGAAUGCGACAGCGACCGAGAAUGUGACGGCGAUAAGAAAUGUUGCUUCUCCGCCUGCAAGUACAAGUGCCUGCUGCCCCUGCAAGAUAAGGGGGAUUUCUGCCCGGACUAUACUGGCCGUAUGUGUAUCCGCUCUCUGCCCGAUAAAUGCCACCAACACAGUCAGUGCCAGGGGACAGAGAAGUGUUGCUAUAACGACUGCCGCCGACAGUGCACCCCGACUGUAAAAGAAAAACCUGGAAACUGCCCCCGGCCCGAGAUAUUCUGCUCCCACCGUGACUGGCAGGACGGGCGCGGAUCCUGCACAACUGACCGUGACUGCCCGGGGAGGGAGAAAUGCUGCGCGCCAAGGUGCCGCCGGGAGUGCAAGAAUGUUGAUGGAGAGAGACCAGGUAAAUGCCCGGAGAUGCGAGACAGAGACGACAGGCGCUGCUGGGGGCCCCCCCGCCAUGAAUGUGCCAACGAUGACUUUUGCCUUAGGGGGCAGAAAUGCUGUACCAUUGGCUGCUGGCGCCAGUGCGUGUAUGUCUGAGGGGCAGAAAGAAAUCGGCCUGUUGCAUGGAGCGUAUCUGGGGGUGAAGGUAUGAACCCCACCCUGUGCCGGAGGGAGUGGGGAUGCUCUGCCGCCCAGCAGGGGAGGCUUCUCAUGCUAUUUGCUUAACAGAUUUGGCCUAAUGGUGCAAUGUUUGGCUUGGGGCUUGUUGCUUUGGGGGGCACUUGCCCUGUACAUGCCCCUCUGCCGCUCAAUGUCUCUGGGCACAAUAAAGGAGAUGUUAUGACUGGG
Messenger RNA from Xenopus tropicalis (tropical clawed frog), 1041 nucleotides. RefSeq names its product whey acidic protein-like. Gene Ontology annotation, cellular component: extracellular region. Gene Ontology annotation, molecular function: peptidase inhibitor activity. Lineage: Eukaryota; Metazoa; Chordata; Amphibia; Anura; Pipidae. The record is from RefSeq and is a predicted model, not a curated record. Bases 25 to 789 code for a protein of 254 amino acids. The transcript has 6 exons.